Pipistrellus kuhlii (Kuhl's pipistrelle) is the source of this 1147-nucleotide messenger RNA. Its product is annotated as dnaJ homolog subfamily C member 8-like. The transcript has a single exon. Lineage: Eukaryota; Metazoa; Chordata; Mammalia; Chiroptera; Vespertilionidae. The coding region runs from base 33 to 794 and encodes 253 amino acids. The record is from RefSeq and is a predicted model, not a curated record. Gene Ontology annotation, cellular component: nucleus.
AGAAGAGUCACGUGGUGCCUGGGCCGGGGAAGAUGGCGGCUUCUGGGGAAAGCGGGGCUUCGGGCGGCGGAGGCAGCACGGAGGAGGCGUUUAUGACCUUCUACAUUGAGGUGAAACAGAUAGAGAAAAGAGAUUCAGUUCUAACAUCCAAAAAUCAGAUUGAAAGAUUGACCCGUCCUGGUUCCUCCUACUUCAAUUUGAACCCAUUUGAGGUUCUUCAGAUAGAUCCAGAAGUGACAGAUGAAGAAAUAAAAAAGAGGUUUCGGCAGUUAUCCAUUUUGGUGCAUCCUGACAAAAAUCAAGAUGAUGCUGACAGAGCACAAAAGGCUUUUGAAGCUGUGGACAAAGCUUACAAGUUGCUACUGGAUCAGGAACAAAAGAAGAGGGCCCUGGAUGUAAUUCAGGCAGGAAAAGAAUACGUGGGACACACUAUGAAAGAGCGAAAAAAGCAAUUAAAGAAGGAAGGAAAACCUACAAAUGUAGAGGAGGAUGAUCCAGAGCUGUUCAAGCAAGCAGUAUACAAACAGACCAUGAAACUCUUUGCUGAGCUGGAAAUUAAAAGGAAGGAGAGAGAAGCCAAAGAGAUGCAUGAAAGGAAGCGACAAAGGGAAGAAAAAAUUGAAGCUCAAGAAAAAGCCAAACGUGAAAGGGAGUGGCAGAAAAACUUUGAGGAAAGUCGAGAUGGUCGUGUGGACAGCUGGCGGAACUUCCAAGCAAAUACAAAGGGGAAGAAAGAGAAGAAAAACCGGACCUUCCUGAGACCACCAAAAGUAAAAAUGGAGCAGCGAGAGUGACUCCCUGGGGUCACAGCCACGGAACCUUUGCCCAACUGUCUCCCCUCCUGCUUUGAAGGACUCAUUCUUUCCUCCCACUUCCACCCCAACAUAGAUAGUAUUUGCUUUUUAGGCCAUUUUGUUUUCAAUACAAUUUAAUAUCAAUCAGAGUAAUUCUUUUGUACAUUGAAAUGAGGGGCUUGGUUUAAAAAGAAACCUUCCUCACCCCUUACCCCUAGGCCAACCGAGAUUGGAAGGUGCCACCACGGGCUGCCUUCUCCUCCCUGGAACUUAAUGUUUUUACUCCACUGGAUUGCCCAGUUAGAGGCUUCGUGUAGUUUGUGGAAAUCACCCAAUUAAACAUGUUGCUUAAA